Molecule: messenger RNA, 3168 nt
Organism: Aegilops tauschii subsp. strangulata
Lineage: Eukaryota; Viridiplantae; Streptophyta; Magnoliopsida; Poales; Poaceae
Product: noroxomaritidine synthase 1-like
Molecular function (GO): iron ion binding; oxidoreductase activity, acting on paired donors, with incorporation or reduction of molecular oxygen; monooxygenase activity
Source: RefSeq, a predicted model, not a curated record
GUCAAACACCCGAGCAGCAGAACCGGACGCCGCGGCGCGCCACCCGGAUGGCGCGAAACUCAAGCUGACGGCGGCUUGUGGUAGCGUGGGGCUGGCCUCGUCGACGUCCGGCCGGUGAACUGCGCCCACGGCAUGGCCGGCUGGCGACCCCUCCUUCGUCCGCUGGAUUGGAAGCGCCACCAGGUCGGUCAACUUCUGCCUGCCUCCUUGCACGCCAGGUGCUUGUGUUUAUUCCCAUCCGUUCAUAGCUGGACUAGAAACCCAGUGACCAUUGACUGACAGAGCGCCAACGGACCCUCACGCUUGCUCGGCUCCGCCGUGUUCCAUGAGUACUCGUCCGUGCUUCCUCAAGUUGCCAUUCCAAGUUUAGCGUGUUAGUGCAUCACAACAUCAAGUUGCCAUUCCAAGCUUAGCACAUCGGCAUUGCCAUGCUCAUCCCGACGCGAAGGCGUACUAGACGCCGGAUGACGUUACGCUCACAUGGUCGUGGGAUCGCAGUACUGCCCAAAUAUAAGAAUGUAUGUAACUACUAUUGCAAUGUAGCUCUAUCUGAAAACAGAGCGUUCAGUGAUGCCAAGUUUGGGGAUUCUCUGCAUCAGAUAGUUGUGCUGAGCUUUUGCGCAAAACUGUUGGCAGUCACCUACUAACCAUGGUUUUUCUUCUUCAUCUAUAAACCGUUAUAGAUGCAUAACGUAUAUCCUGGCCUCUGGUAAGUGCUCAGGUAUGCAUGUACAUGCAUUUGUGUGUAUCUAUCGGGCCUUAAAAGAUAGCCUCAACUCAAAUUCUGCUUGAAUAUUUUCAAUUUACUGAUGGCUGGAUCCGCUCCUUGAUCUAGCAGGAUAUAUGGACAUAGCUACCUACCUGAUUCAAAUCACUACUUUGCUUCCUCUGCCGGGGGUUGAAGUUGGGAUUCUGCAGUCGAUGGGACCAACAUCCAUUUUUGCCUUUUUGGUUUUGAGUUUUUUGCAAUGGAAUUGGAAACGAUGAUAGCUUUGCUUUUUGUUUAUUUUUAUAGUGUAGUCAUCGGUUUUAUUCAUUUACUCUACUUAUUAUCUAGUGAAAUCCAAAUAAUGGUAUCAGGUUUGGUGCAUAUAUGUCAGGCCGGCCCUCAUCCACAGGCCAGGGAUGAACAUGGUUUUUCCAGGCCGUGAGCUUCAGAGUUGAGCUGGAUGCCCGCCCAGUGCACGAGUCUCCUGAACACGAUGAGCAUGCCAUGGUCUGUCGUCUGUUCCAGCAACAACAUUCAUACGUUGUUGUUGUCCACUACUCCAGUGCAGCAGCAGCCCAAAAACAAUGAAGAACGCAUGAUAUUCAUGCACAGAACGCAUGCUGUAUCGUGCAUCAGAACGCCUGUGGUACCAAUGGACUCAGACCAAGGGAACAACUUGUCUAUAUAUAAAUGAAGCCAUCGCCAUGUCCAUUGCACCUUACAGCAUCCAAGUAAGUAGUCCUCCCUACACCACACUAGCUAGUGAUAAUUAUGUCACUCAUCUCCACAGCACUUGUGCUACUUGUUCCCCUAGGCCUUUACUUGUACCUGCUGCGGUCUAGUCGUAGAGAUCAAAUAACCCAGCAGCAGCAGUGUUCCCCACAAAAUGGCCAAUGCUAGGCAUGCUCCCUUCUCUCUUGGCCAACAUGUACAACUUCCAUGAGUACAGUUAUUUGGUCCUCGCCGGAUCAGGCCUCAACUUCAAUGGGGACGGCCCUCCUGGGGCCGGGAUGCGGUUCUUCAUCACCUGCGACCCUGCCAACAUUCAGCACAUCUUCACGACCAACUACCACAACUUUCCCAAGGGCGCGGAAUUCGCUGCCAUCUUCGACAUCAUGGCAGGUGGCCUCUUCACUAUCGACGGCGAGCUGUGGCAUCGGCGCCGCGUGAAAUUUGUGGGCGUGAUCAGCAGCCCGUGGUUUACUGACCGUGUGGCAGCUCAUUGCCGUGACAAGGUGAAGGACCACCUCCUCCCAUUGCUUGCCCGCAUGGCGAGUACCGGCACUUCAUUCGACAUGCAAGAAUUAAUGGUGAGGUUAAUGUUUGACAUGACCGCCACGGCAGUCUUUGGCGUGGACCCUGGCUUCUUGUCCUUGGACAUGCCUCCCAUUGAUGCCUCCAUUGCCAUGGACACGGUCAUGGAGGUGGGAUUUCUACGGCACACCAUGCCGGCCUCUUUGUGGAAGGCAAUGAGGUGGCUAAAUAUUGGUCCUGAGAGAAAGCUCCAUGAAGCGAAGAAAGUGCUCCACAGGUUUGUUGUGGAUACAAUUGAGAGGAGGAAGACCACCAGAGAAAAUGUUGGCCACGAUGAGGAUGAAGAGGUUGUGGGUGAUAUUUUAUCUUCCUACAUCAAUGACCCAGACUUCGCCGACGAUGACUUGCUCCGUGCGACACUCAUUAACUUCAUGAUCGCUGGGAGGGACACAAUCGGCACGACCCUGCCAUGGAUAUUCUAUAACCUCGCCCAGAACCCUAACAUCGUGUCAAUCAUCCGUAAUGAACUCUCACCAAUUGCAUCGCACAAAGUAGCCCACGGUAUGGGCACAAUGGUCUUUGAGCCGGAGGAGACCAAAUCUCUGGUCUAUCUGAGAGCCACCUUGUACGAGACUCUCAGGCUAUACCCACCAGCGCAUAUGGAGCGCAAGACAGUGGUUACCGAUGAUAUCAUGCCAAGUGGCCAUGAGGUGCAGGCCGGUGAUGCCAUCUUUAUCUCUCUUUACUCCAUGGGAAGAAUGGAGAGCUUGUGGGGUAAAGACUGCCUCGACUUUAACCCAAACAGAUGGCUCUUGGAGGGUAGCAACAAGCUCAAGAAUGUACCGUCUCGCAAGUUCCUGGCCUUCAACUCGGGUCCGAGGGUGUGCAUGGGCAAGGAAAUCGCGGUUAUGCAGAUGAAGACCAUCGCCGCCGCAGUCAUGUGGAACUUUGAUGUGGAGCUGGUGGAAGGCCAGAGCAUCCAGCCCAAGCUAUCUUGUUUACUGCAAAUGAAAAAUGGGCUCAUAGUGAAGCUGAAGAAACGAGAAGCGUAAUACUAUGCUCUCUUGUCUUAAAAUGGGGGUGUGUGGUGCGUGUCUGUGUGUCCAUAUACUUUGUUUUUUGCUUUUAUGUGGGACAACUUUAUUCACAGCAACAAGUGGUUUUUUUUAAUAAAAGAUUACCUGAGAAAUCAGUUAUCGCUUGGA